AUGGCGCCUGCAUUGUUUGGGAAAGUGAAAUCCAAGGGCAGGAAGUGGUUGCAGGCCUCUCACCGGGAAUCCUCGACUCCUUCGCCACAAACACUUUCGCCAACACCAUCUCGACCUUCAUCCCAACUAGCUGCUCGACCGACAUCUCAGCCAACGCCCUCUCCGCAUAUCUCGACGGAUUCCGACACCUCCUCGCUGACGAGUCUACAAGAGCGGCUUUGGAAUAAGGCCUACGAUGGGCUCAAAGCGAGCGAGCCCAAACUAGUCGGGGCGUACGAGAAGAUCUUGGGUUCUAAACUGCACGAGGACGGCCCUAGCUCCGUUGCCUCCGAACCGACUGACAAUGGAAUAGCAAGCGCUUGGGGCCCAAGAUGCCGCCAAAUGCAGCAGUUGAUCCAGGCAGGGCUGGGCCGGACGCAGAAGCAAGCGUCCAUCAAGCAAGGCAUUGACGAAGGCUUGCAAGCAAUACAAGCGGUGAGGGGAAUAAUGGACAGCGCGGUAAAGGCCGCACCAGAAGCCGCCGUCGCCUGGGUCGGCGUCUGCCUUGGAUUAGAGAUCCUUUCGAACCCCGUCACCGAGGCACGCGCAAACCGCAAAGGCAUCGCCUACGUCCUGUCAAGAAUAGAGUGGUACUGGAACUUAGUGUCUCUACUUCUCGACGAGAACAAGGCCGAGCAAUCUUCCGUGGGACUGCGAAUGAAGAGCGUCUGCAUUUACUACCGGAACUCGGCUGUCGUCAUCGGAAGGGAUAUGCUCAAACUCGAUGACUGGGCUGGCCAGUUCAGCGAGAUCAAGGAAGCAGAGGAUGCCGUGCAAAGAGACAUGGAACAAUACAACACAGAAGAGAGCAAGAUACGACUGCAGAAAAUCGCCAAAACCGCUAGCGCUAUAGAGAUGAAGCUCCAAGACAUUCAUGCGGCCAUCAAAGGCGUACAUUUGGCCAUUGAAGCGCAAACGCAACAUCAAGAGAAGAGACACCAAGACGACGAGGCGAAGCAAUGUCUGAAAGACCUGCGCGAGACCGACCCUCGCGACGACAAGACGCGCAUCGAAGCUACAAAGGGCGGCCUGCUCAGGGACUCGUACCGCUGGAUUCUUGAUAAUGACGAAUUUCGGCGAUGGCGUGACGAUCCACAAAGCCAGCUGCUCUGGAUCAAAGGCGAUCCUGGCAAGGGCAAGACGAUGCUGCUGUGCGGCAUCAUCGACGAACUGGAGAAGGAACCCGGCAAACACCUGUCCUACUUCUUCUGCCAGGCCACCGAGACACGACUGAGCAAUGCGACGGCCGUGCUGCGUGGCCUGAUCUACCUUCUCGUCGACCAACAGCCGUCGCUCAUCUCGCAUGUUCGGGAGAAGCACGACCAUGCGGGUAAGCAGCUUUUUGAGGAUGGGAAUGCCUGGGAAGCCUUAUCUAAGAUCCUCACGGCCAUGCUUAAUGACCCGGGCGUGGAUGGUGCGAUCCUGAUUGUUGAUGCCCUCGAUGAAUGCAAGACAAAUCGCCAUCAGCUUCUCGACUUCAUCACUAAACCUUCCCGCGUCAAGUGGAUCGUCUCUAGCCGUAACUGGCCGGACAUUGAGGAGAAACUGGACAAUUUGGAGCAGAAAGUCAGGCUGCGCCUUGAGUUGAACAAGGACUCAAUCUCCAAGGCUGUCAAUACCUACAUCGGACACAAGGUGAAUCGACUGGCAGGUCUUAAGAAAUACGACAAGGAAACAGGGGACGCUGUUCAACGUCACUUGGUUGGCAAUGCCGAUGGCACCUUUCUCUGGGUCGCCUUGGUCUGUCAAGAGCUAGCAGAUCCCAAGGUCCGAAAACGGCAUACACUCGACACAUUGAAGUCAUUCCCCCCAGGUCUUGAUCCUCUCUAUAAGCGAAUGGUGGAACAUAUCAGCGAUUCGAAAGAUGCAGAUCGUUGCAGAGAGAUCCUCGCUCUUGCUUCGGUCGUAUACCGACCCAUCACCCUAGACGAGUUAAAGGCUCUUGCCCAGUCGCUCGAAGAUCUCGACCAGGAUGAGUUGGAAGAAAUCAUCGAUUCCUGUGGUUCUUUUCUGACUCUUCGAAAAGGCGUCAUCUACUUUGUGCAUCAAUCAGCCAAAGAUUUCCUGCUCAAGAACGCGUCAAAGCAAAUCCUACCUUCUGGCAUUGCGCACCAGCACUAUGCCCUCUUCUCGAGGUCGCUAGGUGUCCUGUCGGAAACUCUUCGACGAAACAUCUACAGUCUCAACACGCCAGGAUUCUCCAUUGAUCAGGUCUCACCGACCAAUCCCGACCCAUUAUCCCCAAUUCGAUAUUCAUGCGUCUACUGGGUUGACCAUCUUCACGACUCAGAUGUCGCAGAAGUCAACGACAUUCUACGGGAUAACGGCAACGUCCAUGUAUUCAUCCAGAAGAAGUACUUGUAUUGGCUGGAAUGUCUUGGUCUGCUACAAAGCAUAUCCGAGGGAACCAAGGCGGUACACAAGCUCGAGGCUUUAGUGAAAAUCGCGGGAGCGCAAAAACUGACAGAACUACUUCGAGAUGCGCGCCGAUUCAUUCUUUCUCAUGCUCGCGCCAUCGAGAUUUCUCCAUUACAGGCUUAUGCGUCCGCACUCGUGUUCAGUCCUGAACGCAGUCUCACCAGAGAGCUCUUUAAGAAGGAGGAGCCGGAUUGGAUGGUGUUGAAGCCAAGAAUGGAGGCAGAUUGGAACGCUUGCCUGCAGACGCUCGAGGGCCAUGGCAGUUCGGUGAUGUCGGUGGUGUUCUCGGCAGAUGGCCAGCGUCUUGCAUCUGGCUCAGCUGAUAAGACAGUCAAGAUCUGGGACGCAGCCACGGGCGCAUGCAAGCAGACGCUUGAGGGCCAUGGCAAUUGGGUGAUGUCGGUGGUGUUCUCGGCAGAUGGCCAGCGUCUUGCAUCUGGCUCAGCUGAUAAGACAGUCAAGAUCUGGGACGCGGCCACGGGCGCAUGCAAGCAGACGCUUGAGGGCCAUGGCAGUUCGGUGUUGUCGGUGGUGUUCUCGGCAGAUGGCCAGCGUAUUGCAUCUGGCUCAGAUGAUAACACAGUCAAGAUCUGGGACGCAGCCACGGGCGCAUGCGAGCAGACGCUUGAGGGCCAUGGCGAUUGGGUGACGUCGGUGGUGUUCUCGGCAGAUGGCCAGCGUCUUGCAUCUGGCUCAGAUGAUAAGACAGUCAAGAUCUGGGACGCAGCCACGGGCGCAUGCAAGCAGACGCUUGAGGGCCAUGGCAGUUCGGUGUUGUCGGUGGUGUUCUCGGCAGAUGGCCAGCGUCUUGCAUCUGGCUCAGGUGAUAACACAGUCAAGAUCUGGGACGCAGCCACGGGCGCAUGCAAGCAGACGCUUAACGUUGGGGGAGUAUUAUAUCACCUUUCAUUUGAUCCAACGUCAAAUGCUCUCCUCUCUACCGAUAUUGGACUUCUAAAUCUGGAUCGCCCGGCUCUGCCGCCUGUCAUAAAUGAUCGGUCGGCUGAGAUAACAUUACCGCGUGUUAGCCAUUCUGGAUGGGGUAUAAGCGCGGAUGGCGAAUGGAUUGUUGAAGAUGGAAAGAAGAUGCUUUGGCUGCCUCCGGACUAUCGAGGGGGCAGGCCCGCUAUUGAUAGAUCAACGGUCGCUAUCGGCUAUCAUUCAGGUCGUGUGCUAGUGAUGAAGUUCUCUUAA
This is a messenger RNA of Fusarium poae, 3651 nucleotides long. RefSeq lists its product as uncharacterized. Bases 1 to 3651 code for a protein of 1216 amino acids. NCBI's taxonomy places the organism in Eukaryota, Fungi, Ascomycota, Sordariomycetes, Hypocreales, Nectriaceae. Gene Ontology annotation, biological process: negative regulation of transcription by RNA polymerase II. The record is from RefSeq and is a predicted model, not a curated record. Gene Ontology annotation, cellular component: nucleus; transcription repressor complex. Gene Ontology annotation, molecular function: protein binding. The transcript has 4 exons.